Messenger RNA from Glycine soja, 1042 nucleotides. RefSeq names its product DNA-directed RNA polymerase I subunit RPA12-like. The record is from RefSeq and is a predicted model, not a curated record. Lineage: Eukaryota; Viridiplantae; Streptophyta; Magnoliopsida; Fabales; Fabaceae. Gene Ontology annotation, biological process: DNA-templated transcription; termination of RNA polymerase I transcription. Gene Ontology annotation, cellular component: RNA polymerase I complex. Gene Ontology annotation, molecular function: nucleic acid binding; DNA-directed RNA polymerase activity; zinc ion binding. The transcript is spliced from 7 exons. The coding region runs from base 580 to 990 and encodes 136 amino acids.
UAUUUUCCCGAGCUAAUUUUUUUGUCAUCUUCCCCAUAUGGGUUGUAAGUUAUGUGUUUGAUGAAAUGCCUAAAUGAAGUUUUAGUUUUUAAUCUUAAAAAUUCAUGUGCAUCAGUGCGCAUCCUGCAAAUUCCACGCUGGGUGUCUAAUGAAUGAUACAUGCAAGAUUUUGAUGAUAAUCAUUGUAACAAUUGAUUGGUAUUGAUAUCAUUUAUAUUCUUUAAUUAUUUUAAUCUAUUGUUCAACAGGAAGAAGCCCAGGUUUUUUGUUCAACAAGAAGAAACGCAGGUUUUUUUCUUGCUCUCUCUUAGUUUGUGUUUUUUUAUUUUAUUUAAUUAUUAUUAUUAUUAUUAUUAUUAUUAUUAUUAUUAUUAUUAUUAUGUAGUUGGGUGUCCUUUUUUAUGUUAUAAUGGCCGAGUGAACUUUGAAAUUUUUCUUUGAGGUUCCUAGUGUGUGUAGGUGGUGAUAACAAAGAAAACCAAAAAAGGUCUUAGAAGAUUAAAAAGGCUUUAAUAGGUCGAAUUGGUUGCCUUGAGCAGCCAGUGUUAACAUGCAAAGCCGGGUGGGGAUUCCAAUGAUAUGUCGGCUGAGGUUGUCAAGAAUUCUUGGAAAAAAAUAGCAAAGGAAUCAGUCGUGAUAAGCAAAGGGGAGGGCUCUGAUUUUGUGGCAAAAGCUGUGGAUUUAGCAGCCAGAGAAUUAAUAACAAGUGCAUCACUAGGACAAGUUACACAGGUACAGCUUGACCGUGCCAAGGUAUCCACGAAGUCUGCAGUUCUAAUGAAUUUAGAGUCCAUAGAUAUUAGAAGAGAGCUUGGAAUGGAAAUAAUUGAGGAACAUACGGUGAUGGAAUAUUCUAAGGUCAGCAAGAAAUGUGAAAAAUGUGGCCAUGGGGAAGCUACCUAUUAUACUAUACAGAUGAGAUCAGCAGACAAAGGGCAAACUACUUUCUACACAUGUACCAGCUAUGGUCAUCCGUCUCAGGAGAAUUAGUGGUUUACUUUAAGGUUAUGCUUAGUUUGGGAGAGAAAAGUGGAAGGAAAAA